Condylostylus longicornis is the source of this 390-nucleotide messenger RNA. RefSeq lists its product as uncharacterized. Gene Ontology annotation, biological process: translational initiation. The transcript is spliced from 3 exons. Bases 1 to 390 code for a protein of 129 amino acids. Lineage: Eukaryota; Metazoa; Arthropoda; Insecta; Diptera; Dolichopodidae. Gene Ontology annotation, molecular function: translation initiation factor activity; RNA 7-methylguanosine cap binding. The record is from RefSeq and is a predicted model, not a curated record. Gene Ontology annotation, cellular component: eukaryotic translation initiation factor 4F complex.
AUGACGCAACUAGAAACAGAAGGAUCAUCAACUGAACAACAAACAGCUACUGUAUCCCCGUCGGAUGAAGGUCUUCCCAGCAAAUCGACCAAGGAGACUGCAGCGUGUCACGAAUUACAAACUCCAUGGACGUUUUGGUACGAUAGGAAGGUGCGCGUUUCAUACAGCAGUGGGAGUGGAGGGCGCAAGGAAUCUGAUAUGUUAAUGGAUUCCGCACACUACGCGAAGAAUUUGAAGGAAAUCCACACGUUUGAGACUGUUGAAGAGUUCUAUAGAGCUUUUGCUUUCAUCAAAAAGCCUUCAGAACUUCCUACUGAUUUCAACAUCUCGCUUUUUCGUCGAGGAUCCAAACCUAUGUGGGAGGUAUCUGAUACAUUUAAGACCAGUUGA